GUAAAGAAGAAAACCAAAAAGACAUGUCUGAUCAUCAUUAGCUUGGGGCUCUACUUUUUAACUUUUUCUUUUGGCGGGAUUGCUUGUUUUGAUUUUGGAAUGGUGUAAAAGCAAAGCAACUUCGUUUCAGAAGCUUAAAUUGAAGCAAAAGCGAAAGACAAAGACACUUAAAGUGCAUAUAUAGAUGUUGGGAGAGACAUGUUGUAAUAAACAAGAAAGAAAUGAGUAUCAAGAACUCAGGAGCUGCUCCUGCUUCUGCAGUCAACACCAACGGUAAGCUUCCAAUGGAGGAGAACGAAGAGGAAGAGAUAUGGAAAGUGGCGGUGUCGAGGUUUCAAGCUCGAGAAGAAGAGAUUGAGAGGAAGAAGAUGACUGUUAAGGAGAAAGUUCAACAGAGGCUUGGUUUUGCAGAGGAAGCUACAAGAUGCUUGACUCAAACAUUGGAAGAGCUGGAGAUUAUGGGAGAUCCUAUGAGAAAAGAAGUUGGAAUGGUGAGGAAGAAAAUCGACAUGGCGAAUCGAGAUAUCAAAUCUUUAGCUCAAAUCUGUCAGAAGAAGGAGAAGGAAUACAAAGAGACAUUGGAGGCUUUCAAUGAAAAGAACAAAGAGAAAACUCACCUUGUUUCCAUGUUAAUGGAGCUACUGGCUGAAAGUGAAAGAGUAAGGAUGAAGAAACUUGAGGAGAUUAACAAGACUGUUGGAGCUUUGCAAUGAGAAAGAAACCAAAGAAUUGGAUGUUACCUUUUAAAAGAGUUUUAAAUUUGUUUUGAUGUUUUUUUUGUAUUAGUCUCUAUUCAAGUCAUCUCUAUUAAAAGUGAGCAACCAUGUAACAUGAUAUGCAUCUAUAUAAGAAUGAUAAGAAUA
Brassica napus (rape) is the source of this 863-nucleotide messenger RNA. RefSeq lists its product as uncharacterized. The transcript has 4 exons. Lineage: Eukaryota; Viridiplantae; Streptophyta; Magnoliopsida; Brassicales; Brassicaceae. The record is from RefSeq and is a predicted model, not a curated record. Bases 222 to 713 code for a protein of 163 amino acids.